AUGAAGGCAAGUUUUGAUACAGCCUCAAGACUAAAUCCAGAUCAAGCGAUGGCAGGAUAUAUGUCCCAGAUCAUGGAAGAUGCAGUUUCUUUCAGUCCCUCUCAGAUGGUUCUUACAGCGGGUGGAAACCCUGCAAUUGAAAUGCUUAGCUUCUGUCUAGCAGAUGCUGGAAAUGCAUUUCUGGUGCCAACACCAUAUUACCCUGGAUUUGACAGGGAUGUAAAGUGGCGAACAGGGGUGGAGAUAAUACCGGUUCCUUGCCGCAGCGCUGACAACUUCAGUUUGAGUAUAACUGCACUUGAUCGAGGAUUCAACCUGCAAAGAAACGUGGUCUCAAACCUUCUAGACUUUGCUAGAGAGAAGAACAUACAUAUUGUGUCCAAUGAAAUAUUUGCAAGGUCCACUCAUGGGAGUGAGGAGUUUGGGAGCAUGGCAGAAGUUAUUGGUUCAGAUGAUCUAGACCGGGACAGGGUACAUAUAGUUUAUGGUCUAUCAAAAGAUCUCUCUCUUCCAGGUUUUGCGGUGGGCGUAAUCUACUCCUUCAAUGAAAAUAUUCUAGCUGCUGCUAAAAAGUUGACAAGGUUCUCAUCAGUUUCAGCUCCGACACAGCAUCUGCUUAUCUCUAUGCUUUCAGAUACCGACUUUGUUCAGAAGUCAAUUAAGAAUAGUAGGGAGAGGUUCCGAAGAAUGUAUGCUGCAUUUGUGCCAGGGUUGAAGCAAUUGGGCAUUGAGUGUACAAAGAGCAAUGGGGGCUUUUCCUGUUGGGCUGACAUGAGUGAGUUCAUCAGCUCUUACAGUGAGAAAGGGGAGCUUGAGCUUUGGGACAAAUUGUUGAAUACAGCAAAGCUCAAUGUUACUCCAGGGUCUUGCUGUCAUUGUAUUGAACCCGGAUGGUUCCAAUUCUGUCUUGCCAACUUGACAGAGAGGGAUAUUCCUGUAGUUAUGGACCGAAUUCAGAAAAUUUUGAGUGUUUGUAAAGCAAGCAGUUGA
This is a messenger RNA of Dovyalis caffra, 990 nucleotides long. Lineage: Eukaryota; Viridiplantae; Streptophyta; Magnoliopsida; Malpighiales; Salicaceae. The record is from the annotation of a GenBank genome assembly.